This is a messenger RNA of Python bivittatus (Burmese python), 867 nucleotides long. It is a transcript of the gene POU2AF2, whose product is annotated as POU class 2 homeobox associating factor 2. Gene Ontology annotation, molecular function: transcription coactivator activity; POU domain binding; sequence-specific DNA binding. Lineage: Eukaryota; Metazoa; Chordata; Lepidosauria; Squamata; Pythonidae. Gene Ontology annotation, cellular component: nucleus. The record is from RefSeq and is a predicted model, not a curated record.
AUGGAAACCGUCCCUGCAGACUACGGCAAACGUGUUUAUCAAGGUGUGCGUGUCAAGCACACAGUGAAGGAUCUGCUGGCUGAAAAGCGCUCGAGGCAGACAAACAGCUUGCGACGGAAUGGAAGUGUUGUGACCACUCAGCCAUCCUUGAUCCCACUGCCGAGUUCCCCUACCGUGUCUGGUUAUUAUGGAGUUCGAAGAUCCUUGAUGACAGAUAUGGAUUUACAAAACAGCAAGGAGAUCUCCAGCGAAGUCUACACUUCUUCCCUGCUACCCAAGUCAUUGGCUUAUGAAUCACCAGCAACUCAGGGAUAUUCUUUGUCUCUGGAUACCCAUUUAAUUGAUCAGUAUGUGGACCAUCGGGCUGGAUCCAUCCCUUCUGGAGUCUCCACUCUCCUUGGCAACUCCCCGCUGACUUCUGUCACAUCAUCCUUUCCAAGUGAUUCUGCUCAUUUUUUUAGUAGAGACUCCUGGGAACAAUCUGUGCCAGACGGCCUUGGUCAGUUGGAAGCAUGUCCAGAAUCUCUCCAAGUAGCUCCAGCCACCAGCUGCCUUUCAGCUCAUGAGCCGGGAACAGCUUCCCAGUGUAGAAACUCCCACUGGAGUUCACCCAUCUCUGGAACUCAGUCCUACUCCUUCCACCCUCUUGAAGAUAUCCACUACCCAGCUGCUUUCUCUGGCUCUUCAAACUACCCCUUCUCCUCAUUCAUGGCUGCAGUGGCCAAUGAUCUCCCUGUGCCCAAGAUGCUCCCAGUGUCUUCUGAAGAACCUUCAGAUGCAGCCUCUCUCCAAGAUAGCAGCCCUUUCUGGCCCAAGGAAGACACAAGUCCUCUCUGGGGGUCCUACGAAGAACGAAGGACUUACUGA